This is a messenger RNA of Bactrocera dorsalis (oriental fruit fly), 1496 nucleotides long. Its product is annotated as homeobox protein MSX-1. Gene Ontology annotation, biological process: embryonic morphogenesis; regulation of transcription by RNA polymerase II. Gene Ontology annotation, molecular function: RNA polymerase II transcription regulatory region sequence-specific DNA binding; DNA-binding transcription factor activity, RNA polymerase II-specific. Bases 206 to 784 code for a protein of 192 amino acids. NCBI's taxonomy places the organism in Eukaryota, Metazoa, Arthropoda, Insecta, Diptera, Tephritidae. Gene Ontology annotation, cellular component: nucleus. The transcript is spliced from 2 exons. The record is from RefSeq and is a predicted model, not a curated record.
CUGGGCGCUAGAAACACUGUACGACAGAGAGGGAUGGCACAUAAACCUAUGUACGUCCAGCUAAGCACACAGCUACUAUCCUCGAAGAUCCUUAAAAAGGCGCAGCAUUCGCAAAGGCAGUUUCAGUACAAUUUUAUUAGCAAACUCAUCAACAUCAAAGGAAUAUUUUCAACUUAGCCUAGCCUAGUCUUUAGCAACCGUGAAUAUGAGCGAUUUUAGCAUUGAUUAUAUACUACAUCGUGCUGGCGAAAGAUAUAUUGGCACAAAUGCUUCGAUUGGCAUUGUGGAGCGCAUUAAAUUGGAAGAGCAGCACCAGCGCCAACGCCAAGCUUACGAAGCUUAUCAAGCCGGCGUAGCCGUUGAGUUGGCCAAUAUGGCCGCUGGUGUUGUGGACGCAACGAUGAGCGCAUUCAAUCAUGAGAGUGUGGCGCAAAUGCCCAUGUUCGAUUGGUUGCAAUAUACGCGCUAUCAUCCGCCGCGUUUGUCACGCACAUUACGUCAACCGAUCGCCAAACGCACACCCGGGCGUCUGCCACGCAUCCCUUUCACACCCGCCCAACUGGAGGCACUGGAGAGCGCCUAUCGCACAGCCAACUACUUGAGCGCGGAAGAAGCUAAUCAGCUGGCCGAGUCGUUAGAGUUGACUAAUACACGCGUUAAAAUUUGGUUUCAAAAUCGUCGCGCACGUGAGCGACGCGAAAAACGCGAGCGAGAUGAGAGUUAUGAGUCCACGAUCUCCUCAAACGCUUCGAGUCCGGAACCGCAAAGUGAUAUAGUGCGAUAAUUAAACGAAUUCCCAGUAAAUUUAUGUAGAUAUAUUUAACUGGAAAAUACUCGAAUUGAAAUCAGCACAAGCACGGUCAACUCGGUACUCCCCAAAAUGAUUUGGAUUACAUUUUAUGUCGCUUUAACAAUAACUUAGAAAGUGGUUUUAACAUUGUGGUUGUGAUUAUUGAUAAGAAUCUUAAAAAUAGCAAAAUUUAUAAUUAAAAUAAGUAUAGUAGUAAAAUGUAGUUCGGAUUUGUUGUAUAGAAGCCGAUGAAACAAGUUAACUGGAUGCUAAACUGCAAAAGUCAUGCGCAAAAGGAUUGAUCGAAAAUGCAGAAAAUUCCUAUUGGCACACGAUAGGAGAAACUGUUGGAACAUGAUCGAAAUGGUAAGUGCUCACUGUCUGGUGGCGACACACGUCCGCAGAAUGGAGCUGAAGACUGCAGGAAAUGUCUAUAGCAAGGCAAAAGACAAACAAUAUAGCAUAUGUUGUGUACUUAUCCCGCAUUGGCAAGACUACACUGUAAACAUCUGGAGUCCCCACGCUAUAAAACACUGGAGAAGGUAUCGAUAGUGAGACCACAGAGUCUGUUGAAAUUCGCGUCAAGCACAGGAAUGCUAAAGGAUAUCUACUCCUCAUAAGCCUAGCAACUGAACUCCAACAGGUAACGCAAAGGACCAAAAGUGGUCUAUGCGUGGCUCAUUGGCCUACCUGACUAACCUAAUCU